Molecule: messenger RNA, 1035 nt
Organism: Haliotis rubra (blacklip abalone)
Lineage: Eukaryota; Metazoa; Mollusca; Gastropoda; Lepetellida; Haliotidae
Product: putative nuclease HARBI1
Exons: 4
Coding region: 1-618 (205 amino acids)
Source: RefSeq, a predicted model, not a curated record
AUGCCCCGAGUGAUUGGUGCCAUUGAUGGCACACUUAAACCUAUCAAAAGACCAAGCGGUGACGAUGAAUCGGCGUACGUGUGCAGGAAGGGGUUCCACGCCAUCAAUGUACAAGCCGUUUGUGAUUCAAGCCUUAGGUUCAGCAAUGUUGUUGCAAGGUGGCCUGGGGCGAGUCAUGACUCAAUGAUCCUUAGCAACAGCCUGUUGGGACAGUCGUUCGAGUCCUCUCCUCCAGAUGGAUGGCUUUUGGGAGAUUCAGGAUAUGCAUGCAGGCCCUGGCUCCUAACACCAAUAGGUAAUCCUCAGACAAGGCCAGAAGAAAGAUAUAAUGGAGCCCACAUGAAGACUAGAAACACCAUUGAAAGGGCAUUUGGUGUUCUGAAAUCAAGGUUCAGAUGCUUACACAAGUCAUCAGGGUGCCUUCAAUUUACCCCCACAAAAUGUGCCCAGAUUAUUAUGUUAGCAUUUAAGCUGCAUAAUUUCUGCAUAGAUUCAAGGCUGGACAAUCCCCCUGCUCUUGAAGAGGAAAGUGCCCCAGAAAUUGACUAUGUUUAUCAGGGACCUCUGAAUGAUGGCCACAGGAUGAGGAAGGAAUUAAUUCAGAAUACAUUUUCCUAAAUCCUACAUUCAAUAAUUCAUGUUUCUAAAUUUUCAUUGUAUACAUGACAGUGAAUUUGACUGUGUCCAAAUCAUCUAAAACCACUUGAUUAUGAUGUUAUUUCUUAAAAGAUACAGUUAGCAAUUCCCUAUGAAUGAAAAUGUCAUAAAUUAUAUUUAAUACAAGUGCAAUCUAUGUGAAUUUUAUCAUGGGGGACAGGCUGAAAGGAGAACUUAUAGAUUUACUUCUUAGCAAACUCAAAAUUUCCUCAUCGAGAGCCAGUCUCUUUUCUUCGACAGCCUGUCUUCUCUCCUCAACAGCCAAUCUUUUCCUCUCAAUGUCUAGCCUAUCACUUCCAUCACGUUGGAUUUGAUGCAGCACCUCCAGCUUCUCCCUCUCCAGCUCGACUACUGUUUGUAGCUUUGGAGAUUUGAACU